AAAAGCUUUUUUACAUUCCCCCCUCCUCAGAACCGAGCCACCACCGCUAAUUCCGAGGAAUUAACCUCAUACGACAAUUCAGAACAAUACCCCGGCUCGCACAAAUGUAAUUUACUAAUUUGUUGUGAUGAGGAAGCUGAGACAGACCCACCGCCAUACGAAACGCAACAAAAACGAAUAAAACCAAAGAAUCUCCGACAAAUUACGUCAUCAUCGAAGCCCUCCCCAAAAUAACGAGUGAAAAAUUCCCACCAGGGGAUAAAAACGAUCGAAAAACCUAACGUGGCCAGGGGUAAUCAGGAUGACAAGACCGCCGAACAACGAGAAUCUACUGACGUUCAAGCUAGUUGUGGUGGGUGAUGGGGGUGUUGGCAAGAGUGCCCUGACUAUUCAGUUCUUCCAGAAGCUCUUUGUAACGGACUACGACCCAACGAUAGAGGACAGCUACAUCCAGCACACCGAGGUGGACAAACAAUGGUGCAUCCUGGAUGUGCUGGACACAGCCGGACAGGAGGAGUUCAGUGCAAUGCGAGAGCAAUACAUGCGCAAAGGGGAUGGCUUCCUCCUGGUGUACUCCGUUACAGACAAACAGUCUUACGAGAAUAUUGUCAAUUUUUACACGCAAAUACUGCGGGUCAAGGACAGAGACGUUUAUCCGAUGUUAUUAGUUGCUAAUAAAGUGGAUUUGGUGCAUUUGAGAAAAGUUACUGAGGAACAAGGGAGGGAAUUGGCCCACAGAUUGGGCAUUCCUUACAUUGAAACGUCCGCGAAAGAUCCACCACUUAACGUUGAUGCGGCUUUUCACGAGUAGUCACCAACUGCUCUGACAUUGCUUCAGGUCGUGCGGAUAAUCUGGAAUCAACCGCCCACAGAGCUGGAGAAGAAUCGUCGAAAAAGAAGGCGAUCUGGAAAAUGCAACAUUCUGUGAAUUCUCUGUCCAAAAUAAUUCGAAGGUAAAUUCAAUCAGCCGCAUUGUAAAAUAUUGAUUGUUAAGAUGGCUAGUCCACCGUACGAUAACUGACCCAACAAUUAACGAUACUGCCUGCGGGAUUUUCCAUUCUGGAAAAUGCUAAAAACUCAUAAGAAUAUUUCAACUGAUGGCAAUGAAACCGACGAAAUAUUGCUAUUCAGAGGACCGAGGCACCGAUUAUAGUGGCAAAAAAUUGACAAAGAAUUAUGAAAAACAGUGUGAAAGUUCUCUGUAGCUGUGAUAAUCGACGAUAAACGUUGAAUCGUCAAGGAAUACGAGUUGUUUAAAUUACGUGGCUUGAUUGUAAAGAAGUUAUCAAUUGUAAUAUGUGAACAUUAUUAUGUACCAAAACAAGCACAAUCGAAGAGUUUAGAUUUUCUACGAUCCACAUCAUAAUUAAUGACUAAUGUUUUGGAUAAGGGGGCAAAAAUUAUAUGGAAAUGGUUUUUAUUUUUUCAAUGAUCCAUUGUAUCUAACGAAAUGUAGUUGAAACAUUACGAAUCCAUAGAUAUGAAUUGACAGGGUUUCUCAAGAACGAAGGGCUGUCAGUAAAUGACUAUAAUUAUUUUUAUAAUCAAUGAGGUUAUAAUGAACAUGCAGUCCAUGCAGGAAAUAUAAUCUGUCAUUCAGUGACUACGAUAAUUGAUGAUUUUUAUGUGAUUUUUUGUUGGAGGUAAUUUUUUGAGCAAUCGGGCUAAAUGGAACGUCUUGAAUAAACAAUAUCUCGGGAACCGUACAGUGUAAUAAAAUUAUUUUCCAUCAGUUAAAAGCUCGAAAACUGAUCUUCAAAAUGAAAAAAAAAUCGUUUAUUUUUAGUCGACCGAUCCCAUGAUAUUGACGAUUGAGGACGUGUCAUUUUGCCCCACUCUCGCUUAUAUCGUUAUUAAACUCACAACUUCACUCAAUGAAAAUGAAUUCGCCAAGACUUUACGAACACAUGAGUAUUAAAUAGAAACUUUAUGAAAGAAUUGAUGCCAUACGGCCUAUUUUUAGUAUGCAACGUAAGAAUGAAAAUAAAUCUGAAUACUAAGUGAAACGAGGUGACGACAAGCACAAAACAUAUGCACGAAAUGUGAAUUUGAAUUAUAUAUGUGUGUGUGUUCUCUGGAAAAUAUUUUUUUGUUGCGAUGGAGACGAUAAAAUAACUGAAUUAUUUUAUUUAUGUUAAUUAUUAGGUAGAUAUUCGUAUCAAUAUGAUUAUACACGCGUACAUGUAUCCUGAGAUGUUAAUAAUGCACAUCUGCAGGAGUAUAUUUAUGUAUGUGACAAUAAAAAUCCUGAAAAGAUCAUCUACUUCACGAUAAUUGCAACACCGAGAGAAACAAUAAUUUUAUGCCAAAGAAAUGUGCUCGAAAUUUCGGUUUUAAUUACUGGUUUAAUUAAUAAAUUUGAGUGGAGUACUUUCUUUUCUGGAUUCCAUGUCAUCAUUCUGAUGUAUCUUUUUGUCUUGUAAAUAAAAUCAAAGCAGUAACUAUUUA
This is a messenger RNA of Diachasmimorpha longicaudata, 2448 nucleotides long. Its product is annotated as ras-related protein M-Ras-like. Gene Ontology annotation, molecular function: GDP binding; GTP binding; GTPase activity. Gene Ontology annotation, biological process: Ras protein signal transduction. The record is from RefSeq and is a predicted model, not a curated record. Bases 302 to 811 code for a protein of 169 amino acids. The transcript is spliced from 3 exons. Gene Ontology annotation, cellular component: plasma membrane. Lineage: Eukaryota; Metazoa; Arthropoda; Insecta; Hymenoptera; Braconidae.